CACACACACACACACACACACACACACACACACACACGGGCCCGGCCUAUCAGUGUCCGACCCCCCGUCCGCUGCCUCGGAGCCAAUCACCCGCGGCCGCUGGAAGUAGGACAUGCCGCUUCCUGGUUGCGGGUUUAAGGAGGAGCCGCCAGAGUCUGUCAGGAGCGGAUCAGAACCAGCAAACCGGCGCGAGACCACCGACAACACACACACACACACACACACACACACACACACACACACAGCCGUAGGAUCAGUCGCUACCGGACACCAAACCGGGAGUCGGUGCCGUGCGCGCGGGUGCGUCACAUACAGGAAGUGCGCGAGCCGGUGGUCAGGUGGGACGCGCCGCGGCGGGGGAAACUCAGGUGACAGCAGCUCAGGAGGCGAUGUCUCCAGGAGAGGACGGUCUAAUCGGGAUCCCCUUCCCGGAGCACAGCAAUGAGCUCCUGUCCCGUCUUAAUGCUCAACGCCGGUCAGGGCUGCUCUGUGACCUCACGCUGACUUCACGUGGUGCGCGAUACCCAACGCACCGGUCUGUCAUGGCCGCAGUCAGUCUUUACUUCCGUCGUCUGUUUGGGGCAGACGAAGACGAGGAGGGAGGCGAGGGUGUGGGUGACAGCUGUAGCGUUUGCCAGCUGGACUGCGUGUCACCGGACGCGCUGGCGGCACUGCUGGAGUUCGCUUACACUGCGACGCUGACAAUUCGCAGCUCAGGCAUGAGGGAGGUUCUGAAGGGUGCGCAGCUGCUGGGUAUUCAGUGCGUGGCUGACGCCUGCAGAGACAUCCUGGGUGAGUCGGGUGACGUAGAGGAGGCAGCGCGCCUGCCAUCUCGCCGCAAACAGGACCGUUGCUCCGUUGCCAGAGCGUUGUCCCCUGUGAAACUAGCGUGGCGGAGUUCCCAACCCGAAAUGUCACCGAAGUCUAAGGACACGCCCGAGCACGGGCUGCUUCCCACUCAAGGACGAGAAGGACAAGACCGAGAUGCACGUGCGGGCCACCGAGAGGUGCUAAUGAACGGAGGUAAACACUGGCUGCAAGAGUCAACCCCGAUCCCUCACCGCCCUGACGACACCCCAUCAGAGGAGGAGGAGUCAUGUGUGAAAGGUCAGGCCACACCCCUCAACAGUCAAUCACAAGCAAAUGGAGCAGGGGGCGGAACUACAGUGGGAGGCGGCAGGAAGAGGAAGUCUCAGAUGCCACAGCAGUGUCCAGUCUGUCAGAAAAUCAUCCAUGGGGCGGGAAAGCUGCCGCGGCACAUGAGAACACACACGGGAGAGAAGCCAUUCCAGUGCAAGGACUGCGGCGUCCGUUUCACACGGAACGACAAGCUGAAGAUCCACAUGCGUAAACACACGGGUGAGCGGCCGUACCUGUGUCCCAGCUGCCCCGCCCGCUUCCUGCACUCCUACAAUCUGAAGAACCAUCUGUCGCUGCACAGUGGAGAUCGUCCUUUCGAGUGCCCGCUUUGCCACAAGGCCUUCGCCCGUGAGGACCAUCUGCAGCGCCACAGAAAUGGCCACAGCUGUCUGGAGCACCGAACCCGUCGGCCGCGGCAUGGAACAGGGCCAGAACACGGAGCCUCUCCACCUUCUGAUUCAUUCAGCCUUCAUCAGCAUCCCGAUCACAUGAGCGCAGUUGCAGCUGCGCAUCUCCUGUACCCACCAGACCCCGAUGGCCACAGCAUGCCAGUGCAGGGUGUGCCACUGCUGGGGGCGGCCAGGAUGCCCUACCCUGAGCUGCUGUGGCGGGUGAUUGGGGGGGCAGCGGUCAAAGUGCUGGAUAAAGGUGAGGAAGGCUCGUCUCCGCAUGGCAACACGCCAGUUACACAUGGUACAUGGGAGGAUGAAGAUGAGGAUGUCGGCAGGAAGGAGGAAGAGUGAUAACGCUGGUGUGUGUGAGAGUGUGUGUGAGUGUGUGUGUGUUUGUGUGAGAGUGUGUGUGCUUGUGUGUGUGUGUGCGCACGCGCCUGUGUGCAUGUGUGUGCGUGCGUGCGCGUGUGUUUGUGCGCGUGUGUGUUUGUGUGCGUGCGCGCGUGUAUGUGUGUGUUUGUGCACGUGUGUUUGUGUGCAUGCGCGCGUAUGUAUGUGUGUUUGUGCGCGUGUGUGUGUGUGUGUUUGUGCGCGUG
Molecule: messenger RNA, 2128 nt
Organism: Xyrauchen texanus (razorback sucker)
Lineage: Eukaryota; Metazoa; Chordata; Actinopteri; Cypriniformes; Catostomidae
Product: zinc finger and BTB domain-containing protein 7C-like
Exons: 3
Coding region: 390-1883 (497 amino acids)
Biological process (GO): positive regulation of gene expression; regulation of transcription by RNA polymerase II
Molecular function (GO): RNA polymerase II cis-regulatory region sequence-specific DNA binding; DNA-binding transcription factor activity, RNA polymerase II-specific; protein binding
Source: RefSeq, a predicted model, not a curated record